Messenger RNA from Cheilinus undulatus (humphead wrasse), 2090 nucleotides. RefSeq names its product netrin-4. The transcript is spliced from 10 exons. The record is from RefSeq and is a predicted model, not a curated record. Bases 27 to 2009 code for a protein of 660 amino acids. Lineage: Eukaryota; Metazoa; Chordata; Actinopteri; Labriformes; Labridae. Gene Ontology annotation, molecular function: protein binding. Gene Ontology annotation, cellular component: laminin trimer. Gene Ontology annotation, biological process: substrate adhesion-dependent cell spreading; basement membrane assembly; cell migration.
GCCAGGACUAAUCCCUGCUGGAAGGCAUGGAUCACAUCAUGCAUGUUGUAAACACAGAAACAAGGAAAGAAGUGUUUAGUAUGCCUGGGAAAGGUCGACAUCAGAUGCUAGUCGCGCUCUUUUGGCUGUUCGUGGUUGUGACGAGAAGCGAAGCAGGCUCCAGAUGUGUGAACCAAGCCUGUAGUCCACCUAUAGGGAAUCUGGCAAGCGGCAGGACUCUCUUCACCCUCUCAAGCUGCUGUGGGAACAGCUCCUUCAGACACAGCCUUUGUCCCCAUCCCUCUACAACCCCCCACCUCUGCCAUGAGGACACCCAUCCAUCUGCACACAUGACUGAUGACCCUUUCUUGCAUCCAGACACCUGGUGGGCAUCAUCAGCUUCAGGUACUGACGUGCCGGAGCAGCAGGAUGAGAUCCGAUUGGACCUGGAAACACUGUUCUGCCUGUCCCAUGCGGUUUUGGUGUUCAAGUCCUCCCGGCCUGCUGCCAUGGCCAUCGAACGUUCAGUUGACUUUGGAAAGACGUGGGAAGUUCUAAAGCUGUUUGCACACAAUUGCAGCAUGGAGUUUGGUUUGCCUGAAGAUUUGUCUCAUCCGGGAUCAUUGUGUACAUCCCGAUAUACCAGUGCUACACCCUGCAGCAGAGGGGAGGUGAUAAUCCGGACACUAGACCCCAUCAAUGCCAAAACAAUAGAUCUUUAUAGUCCAGAGGUGCUCGCCCGCUUCACCCUGACUAACCUCCGCAUCAGACUGCUCAAACCUCAGAGCUGUCCUGUUCCCCUGAUCCCCCCUACAGAGCAGACCAGCCCCACAGACUCAGCUCUGACCUCCACAUCCACCACAGAGCACUCAGCCUCAGCAUCUUACGCGAUUUAUACUUUACUGGCCAGAGGGACUUGCCUGUGCCAUGGCCAUGCUGAGCACUGUGCACCACAUGACGGCAGCAAAUACACUGGGCAGGACAGUAACAUGGUGUCUGGUAGGUGUCUGUGCACUCACAACACAGCAGGGGUUCACUGUGAGAAGUGUGCACCGCUCUACAAUGAUCAUCCAUGGAGGCCUGCAAACAGCAGCAGCGGAGAGUCAAACCCAUGUCAGAAGUGUCAGUGCCACGGUCACGCAGAUAGCUGCCACUUCUCGCAGCGGGCCUGGAUUUCCUCUGGCCGCACCAGUGGCGGGGUCUGUAAUGAUUGCAGACACAACACUGUAGGGCGCAGGUGCCAGCGCUGCCGCAACGGCUACCACCGACACCCAUCCCUGCCUCUCAGCUCUCCAUAUGCCUGCAUGCGCUGCUGGUGUGAUCCACAAGGCACUCUUCCUCCUCACCCUGGAGAGGAGGGACCUUGGUGCCACCCUAGAAGUGGGCAGUGUCACUGUAAAUCCGGGGUAGGGGGCACAAGCUGCAGCAGCUGCCUGCCUCGGUACUGGGGUUUUGGUGAGGAGGGCUGCAAACCAUGCACCUGCCCCUACAGCUGUGAUCCAACCUCUGGGCAGUGUCAGGACGGCUACUCAGAUAAUCAGGUGUUCAACGUGCCUGUUGGUGGAAAAAUCCCUGAUCUUGAUCACAUGUUCACAAUAGAAGAGGAUGUACAGUGGUCAAAGGAGCUUGCUGUCUCUGCUCUGCAUUAUACAGGGAAGUGUAGCUGUAAGGACAAAAAGCUGAGAAGUGCAUCGGACCUCUGUAAGAUCAAACAUGAUUAUGUGAUCAAGGCCAGGGUGCUGACUGCUUACGACAAAGGCAGCCAUGCAGAAGUGCAGGUCAAAGUCCGCAAAGUCCUUCAAUCAGGCAAAGUGGCACUCAACCUCGAGACCAUCAGCAUCUAUCCUCUAUCCUGGACCAGCCGGGGCUGCACCUGUCCAAUUCUAAACCCAGGUAUGGAGUACCUGCUGGCAGGUCCAGUUGAGGAGGGGACAGGCCGUCUGCUGGUCACCAUGCAGAGUAUGGCAGUGCCAUGGACACCCAGUCUCGGUCUGCUUCUGUCAGAGGGCCUGAGGAACGGAUGUCCAUGACCUUUACCAUUCUGAGAUGAAAGUGACCAUUCAAGGGAUUUUAUAAUGAAAUGUACAAGUGAGGGGAGAAUUCAGAAAAUG